UUUGGGAGUAGCAGAGAGGCAUGUAAAGAGGCAGCGGCUUUCGUCGCCUUAGUAGAGUUGUAUUUGGUUAGAUGGGGGGGGAAAACAUGAUUCUCGUUGUAUGUUUCACGGUCGUGCUGUUAAACUCGGCUGUCCGAGCGGCCCGGAAGGAUGGAGGCGACGAGGAGUGGGUACAUCUUCCCAACAAAUGUGAAGUGUGUAAGUUUGUCAGCAUAGAGAUGAAGUCGGCGUUUGAGGAAACUGGGAAGACCAAGGAGGUUAUUGAGAGAAACUAUCGUUUCCUAGACGACAAAGGGGCGCCGCCAAUCAAAUAUGUGAAGUCAGACAUCCGGUUCAUAGAGGUGAUGGAGAAUGUGUGUAAAAGGCUGAUGGAAUAUAACCUGCACAAAGAGAGACAAGGCAGCAACCGCUUUGCCAAGGGCAUGUCAGAGACAUUCUCCACCCUCCAUGGUUUGGUGAAUAAAGGAGUGAAGGUGGUCAUGGAUAUUCCCUAUGAGCUCUGGAACGAGACCUCUGCAGAGGUGGCAGACCUCAAGAAACAGUGUGACGUGAUGGUAGAGGAGUAUGAGGACGUGAUUGAGGACUGGUAUAAAGGCAGCCAGGAAGAGGAUCUGACAACUUACCUCUGUGAGAAGCACGUUCUCAAAGGACAGGACAAAGCCUGCCUGAGGGAGGAGUGGAAAGCUCAGAGGAAGGGAGACUCGGCCGCCAUCGCAGAGGACAAGAAGAAGAAAAAGAAGAAGAAGGGAGGCAAGAAGGGGAAGGGUAAAAAUGGAGGAGGGGGGGAGGAAGGGGACCUCAGCUUGGAGGGAGAGAAAACCACUAAGAAGAAGAAAGACAAAAGGGGCAAGAAGAAGACAAAGAGUAAAGCUCCGCUGGAGAAGAUGGAGGGAGGAGGGGUGUCUUCAGAUGAGGAGAUCCAGGCAAAGGCGCCACUGCAUGGGAAAAAGACAGAGCUGUGAUACCCCCAGACCCACACCCCUCUCUGGUUGGACAAGUAAUGGGUCAGCUCUAUCAAAUGAUAUCUUGGCACUAAGAUUGUAUUCCAUCAGACCUUUUUAACGGAUACCUAGCCCAGAGCUAACUAAAUACUGUCACUACCUUUUCAUCUCUCAGCUAACUGGGUUGUCGGCCUGAGCUAGCUGAUGUCUGACUCAACUGCAUUCUGCUUAUGCUAAUCCUAACUUUACCCUAGGCUAGCUAAUGUCUCAAACUGGUGCACUCGUAACAUUGGAUAAAUUUAGCUUUAGUACAAGGCAAAACUGUAUUCAGUUACCUUCCUAAUUCUGGGUCAUGUUUUAGCCAAGGCAAGCUAAUGUCUCCCAUCAUUGUAUUCUAACACAAGUUUACCCUGAUUUGAGCCCUGGCUAAUUACAUUCUGGCCUUUUCUUGUCUCGAGGCUAACACGGCUAUGAAAUAUGAGCUAACUAAUGUAUUCACUGGUGUGUUUAAAAUGGCGCUAACUCAGGUCUUAAGUCCAGGGCUAACCUUAUUAACUCUGGGCAAGCUAAGCGUUCAUCUCUGGGUAAUUUUAUGUCUCAUAAUGGUGCACUCUAAUGUGCAAAAACCCUAUUUUUAGGGUUUUUUAGGUUAUCUUUAGGGUAUCUUUAGGGUUAUCACUACAUCUGCCCUAGUACCGGGUUAGCCUUGAAAUCAAAUCGAAUCCAGUUACCAUUUUCUUUAGUAGAACUUAACUCUGGAUUAAAUGUUUGUUUGUGGAAAGUGUUGCAGAGGGGUGGCUUAUUUAUUAGAUGGAGACAAUCACCUUGGGAAAAGAACAAAGAUGUGACAUUUGCAACCGCCACUGGUGCUGUCUGUGCCUUUGAGCAAGGCACUAAACGCUCCGCCUUCCACAGCAGGCUAUGAAAAAAAUCUCUAGACCCUUCAGUUAUGGAUGUACACUCGCUCCAGGCCAACUUGUAUCUUGGGGACACAUAAGCUUGGGCUAAAAAUGUGUGGGUUAGUAUGGGAGACGAACUUGACAAAGUCAGAUGAUCAUGGUACCAAGAUAUAUUUGGAGAGGCUGACUGGCAUCAGAGGUAAAAUGUUUUUUUUUUUUACAUUUAUGCCUCGGGACAAGAAGCCAGGGACCCCCCCCCCCCCCCCGAUGCAAGGUAACAUAUAGUUUGCCAAGAAAAUCUAAUAUUCGUUCUUUUUUCCUAUUUUUUCCCCCCUUUCUUCCUUAUUCACCAACACGUACAUGUCUAGAAAAAGACUCGGCGCUGAUCUCUUCUAGCUGUCAUGAUGGGACUUCAAUGCUACUGCUGGCUUUCGUAUUUCCUCAUAAUGUGGAGUAAGUGCAUGUGUAUGUAUGUGCGUGUGUUGUAUUUUGAUACCUUGCGAGUUUGUGUUUAUGUGUCCCGAGUAGUGGUGUGUGGGCGCCCAUUUCUGCUCCAUCCGUGGGUUGUUGUUUUUUUCUUUCUUUCUUUCUCGGUGCUGUGUAUGUCUACUCUAUUACACUGUCUCCCUUCUGAUAAAGAAGCCCUCAUGACAACUGAAAGCAGGGAUAUUGUAAUCGGCUUUGAGCUUGAAGUCCUCAAAGCCAACGGAAAUGUUCUCUGACGUAAUCAAACUGCAAGGGUGGUAUGCGUUUGAACAAGACAGGUUUACAGACGCUCGUGCUCCCUCGCCCAUUAAGAGAAUGAGGGAGUGAGACACCUGGUAAAGCUUCUGUGUGUACUUCACGUCAUCUUUCCUGCUGUCUGGCUUACUGCUCUUACUCGGACAACAGUAUUGUUAACUUUUUGUUGAUCCCCUGUGUGGAAUUUUAUUUUUUUUUGCCCAUCCUUCCACCAAGAGGUCAGAGGUCAGGAUCAGCUUAAAGAAUCUGUACCUCUGGAGCUGUUAGGGAGUCAGUGUCUUUGCUCAAAAGCACUUCAGAAGGAGCCGAUGCUUGUUGACAUGGAAGAGGUCAGAGGUCAGGAUCAGCUUAAAGAACCUGUACCUCUGGAGCUGUUAGGAAUUCAGUGUCUUGGCUCAAAAGCACUUCAGAAGGAGCCGAUGUUGAUUGAUUGAUUGAUUGACAUGGAGGUUUAGGCGUUUACAUUUUAAUUCCAUAGUUUGAAAUAGUUCAUUUAGGUGAAGACCACCACGUGGCCCGGUUAGAUAGUUCUCCCCUUUCCUUGGUUGUGCUAAGUCACAUUCCCUCAUAAAACUUGUUAGAAUCGAAUAAAUUAAGCAAGAACAUUGCGGAGAAUUGAAGGGAAUUGUCUUCAUCUCAGACUAUUACAAUACAUGUCACUUUUCCCGUGUUUCCAUUUUAAUGAGAAAAUAUAACUCGGCCAGUCCUUUUUAAUAUCCACAUUUCUGUCACAUUUUAAAAGUUUCACGUCUUGUCAUUGUAUCAGCCAAUAGAUUUGGUGUGUGUGUGUGUGUGUGUGUGUGUGUGUGUGUGUGUGUGUGUGUGUGUGUGUGUGUGUGUGUGUGUGCAGGGAAGAGUUUAGUGGGUGAAGUUUCUGGUUGUUCCAGCCAGCAGCUGCUUGUGUGUGUGUGUGUAAAAAGGAAAUUCUACUGGUUUUUAAUCUAAGAAGAAAAACAUGCUGGCAAUGUUGAAUGGGUUGGCCUUUUGAAACCAUGAAAAACGCCAAUGUUGUACUGUAAUGUCUCAAUAAAGAUGUUGCUU
Messenger RNA from Lampris incognitus (smalleye Pacific opah), 3622 nucleotides. It is a transcript of the gene cnpy3, whose product is annotated as canopy FGF signaling regulator 3. The record is from RefSeq and is a predicted model, not a curated record. The transcript has 6 exons. Lineage: Eukaryota; Metazoa; Chordata; Actinopteri; Lampriformes; Lampridae. Gene Ontology annotation, cellular component: endomembrane system. Gene Ontology annotation, molecular function: signaling receptor binding. The coding region runs from base 72 to 962 and encodes 296 amino acids.